Molecule: messenger RNA, 3608 nt
Organism: Salvia hispanica
Lineage: Eukaryota; Viridiplantae; Streptophyta; Magnoliopsida; Lamiales; Lamiaceae
Gene: PDR2
Product: phosphate deficiency response 2
Biological process (GO): transmembrane transport; intracellular calcium ion homeostasis
Cellular component (GO): endoplasmic reticulum membrane
Molecular function (GO): ATP hydrolysis activity; ATPase-coupled monoatomic cation transmembrane transporter activity; ATP binding
Source: RefSeq, a predicted model, not a curated record
AUGAUAAAGAAUAACAUCAAUGAAGAAGAGAGAGCAACAACUGAAGACCCAACAACAGCGCAGCCAUUGCAGAAGUGGCAAAAGUGGCAAGUUAAUGAUAUACACCAUGCAGAUGCUUGCAAGAUUACUCCAGCUAAAUUUUCAGGCUCUAAAGAAGUUGUGCCGCUUCACUUUCGGAAGUUGGCAGCUUCUUCUACAUCACCAAGUGCAGAAGAGAUCUACUUUCACUUCAGGAAGCAACAUUUUAUUUACUCUAAUGAGAAACAUACAUUCUCUAAACUUCCGUAUCCAUCCAAGGAAGCAAUUGGGUAUUAUCUCAAGAAUACUGGUUAUGGUACAGAAGCUAAAAUUGUUACUGGUACCGAGAAAUGGGGAAGGAAUGUAUUUGAGUAUCCUCAACCCACUUUCCAAAAAUUGAUGAAAGAGCAGGUCAUGGAACCAUUUUUCGUAUUUCAGGUUUUCUGUGUUGGCCUGUGGUGUUUAGAUGAGUAUUGGUACUACAGUCUGUUCACUCUGUUCAUGCUGUUUAUGUUUGAAUCAACAAUGGCUAAAAGCCGUUUGAAGACUUUAUCGGAGCUUAGACGUGUAAAAGUGGAUAGCCAAAUUCUGAUGGUUUAUCGGUGUGGCAAGUGGGUUAAACUUCCUGGGACAGAGCUUCUGCCUGGGGAUGUUGUAUCCAUUGGGCGCUCUACUGGUCUGGAUGGGGAAGACAAAUCUGUGCCUGCUGACAUGCUUAUUUUGGCUGGAAGUGCUAUUGUGAAUGAAGCCAUUCUGACUGGGGAGUCUACACCACAAUGGAAGGUUUCAGUAGGCAACAGAGGAAAUGAUGAGAGACUAUCAAUCAAACGGGAUAAGGCACAUGUUCUUUUUGGUGGUACAAAAAUAUUACAGCAUACACCAGAUAAGACAUUUCACUUGAAAGCCCCUGAUGGGGGAUGUGUGGCUGUUGUGCUGCGAACUGGAUUUGAAACUAGCCAAGGAAAGCUAAUGCGAACUAUACUGUUUUCAACUGAGAGGGUUACUGCAAACAGCUGGGAAAGUGGGCUUUUUAUUCUGUUCUUGGUAGUAUUUGCUCUUAUAGCUGCUGGUUAUGUCCUUAAAAAGGGCCUUGAGGAUCCAACAAGGAGUAAAUACAAGCUUCUUCUGAGUUGUUCGUUGAUUAUUACUUCUGUGAUCCCCCCCGAACUUCCAAUGGAGCUGUCGAUAGCUGUUAAUACUUCUUUGAUUGCACUAGCCAGACGUGGAAUUUACUGCACAGAACCAUUUAGAAUUCCAUUUGCUGGAAAGGUUGAUAUAUGUUGUUUCGACAAGACUGGGACACUAACUUCAGAUGACAUGGAAUUUUCUGGGGUUGGUGGUCUGUCAGAUAGUGAAGACUUAGAAACAGAAAUAUCUAAAGUGCCAGAUCGAACUUUGGAAAUACUUGCAUCCUGUCAUGCUUUGGUCUUUGUGGACAAUAAGCUGGUUGGUGAUCCUCUUGAGAAAGCUGCACUGAAAGGAAUUGAUUGGACCUACAAAUCAGAUGAAAAGGCCAUUCCAAAAAAGGGAGGUGGCAAUUUUGUCCAGAUUGUUCAAAGGCAUCACUUUGCUUCUCACUUAAAAAGAAUGGCGGUAGUUGUUCGUGUUCAGGAGGAAUUUUUUGCUUUCAUUAAGGGUGCUCCAGAAACCAUUCAGGAAAGGCUUAUUAAUGUGCCUGCAUGGUAUGUUGAGACUUACAAGAAACACACACGUCAAGGGUCUCGUGUUUUGGCUUUGGCUUACAAGUCCCUUCCAGAUAUGACAGUUAGUGAAGCGCGGAGCUUAGAGCGUGACACAGUAGAAAGUGGUCUAACUUUUGCUGGAUUUGCAGUUUUCAAUUGCCCUAUCCGGGGAGACUCAGCCACUGUGUUGUCCGAAUUAAAAGCAUCCUCACACGAUCUGGUAAUGAUUACUGGUGAUCAAGCUUUGACGGCUUGCCAUGUCGCCCGCCAAGUUAAUAUAAUCUCAAAACCAGCACUAAUUCUUGGCCCGGCUAAAGGCAAUAAUGGUGGGUAUGAAUGGGUUUCUCCAGAUGAGACCCAGACAGUAAUCUUCAGCGAGAAUGAGGUUGGAGAUUUAUCUGAGAGUUAUGAUCUUUGCAUUGGUGGUGACUGCAUGGAAAUGCUGCAGCAAAGCUCUUCUACCCUUAAAGUCAUUCCUUAUGUGAAGGUAUUUGCCCGUGUUGCCCCUGAGCAAAAGGAACUCAUAAUCACUUCUUUCAAAUCUGUGGGGAGGGUGACGUUGAUGUGUGGUGAUGGCACAAACGAUGUUGGUGCUCUAAAACAGGCACAUGUUGGGGUGGCUUUACUUAAUGCAAUGCCCGCGGGACAAACUGGGAAGUCUGCAACAUCGUCAACGAACGAAACCGAAAAGUCUGGUAAAUCUAAGAAACCGAAGCCUGCAAGUGGAACUGCUGAUGGUCCUUCAAAGAGCAAACCUGCUUCAAAGUCGGAGUCUACCAGCAGCCAGAAUGCAAACCGUCAUCUAACCGCUGCAGAAAUGCAACGCCAAAAGCUGAAGAAACUAAUGGAUGAGCUAAACGAGGAUGGUGAUGGCCGUUCUGCUCCAGUUGUUAAACUGGGUGAUGCCUCUAUGGCGUCGCCAUUCACAGCAAAGCAUGCUUCAGUCUCUCCAACUAUCGACGUGAUCCGCCAGGGUCGUAGUACCCUCGUCACCACGCUCCAAAUGUUCAAGAUACUCGGGCUCAACUGUCUUGCUACAGCCUACGUCCUUAGCGUGAUGUACUUAGACGGCGUGAAGCUGGGCGAUGUUCAGGCCACAAUCAGUGGGGUCUUCACUGCUGCCUUCUUUCUGUUCAUAUCCCACGCCUCCCCACUCCCGACACUAUCAGCCGAGAGGCCUCAUCCCAAUAUCUUCUGCUCCUACGUCCUGCUCUCCCUCCUAGGCCAGUUCACCGUUCACAUCUUCUUCUUGAUAUCAUCGGUGAAGGCAGCUGAGAAGUACAUGCCAGAGGAAUGCAUCGAGCCCGACUCAGAGUUCCACCCGAACCUCGUGAACACCGUUUCCUACAUGGUGGGCAUGAUGCUGCAAGUGGCCACUUUUGCUGUCAACUACAUGGGCCACCCUUUCAAUCAGAGCAUCUCACAGAACAGACCUUUCCAGUAUGCCCUCGUCGGGGCUGUUGGCUUCUUCACUGUCAUUACCUCCGACUUGUUCCGGGACUUGAACGAUUGGCUGAAGCUCGUGCCCUUGCCGAAAGAGCUGAGAAACAAGCUGAUGCUCUGGUCGUUCCUCGCGUUCCUGGUCUGCUACAGCUGGGAGAGAUUCUUGAGGUGGGCCUUCCCCGGGAAGAUGCCGGCAUGGAAGAAGAAGCAACGGGCCGUCGUGACAAGCGCAGAGAAGAAGAGAGUCUAAAGCAGCUAUGGAAUUUUGGUAUGAUAUAGCAUCACUUCUAAUGGCUAAAUCCCCAUGUUUUUUAUACGAGGAAAUGAUUUUUUGUGCAUGGAUAUUAGUUUUAUGCCGCCGCCGUAUGCAGCCUUACGCCACCACCAGUUCUAAUAUGUGGGGACAGUUUUGUUUUUUGGAUAUAAAAUACGACAAUUUUAAUCAAAUGUUUUGUUUAGUUUUAA